AUGGGGGCUCUGGCCCUGUUGGGGCUUCCUCUCCUGCUGCCGUUGCUCACAGUACUGCUUGGCCAACCCUUAGGGGUCUUGGCCCAGAGCCAGGUCUGCUCUGUGAACCAGACCAUCUUCCAGUUCGAGGAGAACACAAUUAUUACCGGGCCUCUGGCAGUCAUCUCUGUCCCGGAGGGCCAGGAGGUGAUCCUGGGAUCCUCAUCCACCCCCUCGGCAUUUCAGAUCCAAAAUGAUCAGCUGUUUCUCAUCGCGACUCUGGAUUAUGAGGAAACCCAGAUCCUGCAGGCAUACCUGGAGUGCAAGAGAGGGACCACGGUGGUGACACAGCUGAGGGUGUUGGUGUCGGUGUUGGAUGUCAAUGACAAUGCUCCAGAGUUCAGUUUUACCAUUAAGGAGCAGGAGGUGCCAGAGGACACCAAAGUGAACUCUGUGGUCAUUCCUGAAGAAGAUUUGAAGGCUACAGACCGAGACAAGGAUGACAUCUUGAUCUACACCCUCCAGGAAGUGACCCCAGGUGCCAGCAGCUUCUUCUCCCUGGAGGGAGCAAACCGCCCCGCUCUGAGGCUGGACCAAUCCCUGGAUUUCUACAAGAUGCAGACCAUGACCUUCCAGCUGUUGGUGCGGGACACUUGGGAUGAGAACAAAGUACCCAGCCACACGACCAACGCCACCCUGGUCCUGAAGGUGCUGCCAGCCGAUCUUCGGCCCCCCUGGUUCCUGCCUUGCACCUACUCAGAUGGCUAUGUCUGCCUCCAGGCCCAGUACUAUGGGGCCAUCCCCACGGGAUAUACUCUGCCGUCCCCUCUUAUCCUGCGUCCCGGGCCCAUCUAUGCUGUGGAUGGAGAUGAGGGUAUCAACCAGCGUAUCAUCUACAGCAUCAUAGGAGGAAACCAGGAUAACACAUUCGUCAUCGAUGCUGACUCUGGCAACCUCACUAUGGCCAAGAUUGUCCCUAGUGCUAUGACCUUCCUCUUGCUGAUCAGGGGUGAACAGGCAGAUCUGGCCCGUUACUCAGUGACCCAGGUGACUGUGGAGGCCCGGGCUGCCACGGGGGAGCCACCCAGAUUCUCCCAGAGCCUGUACCGUGGCACUGUGGUGAUUGGCUCUGGGGUUGGUGUGGCAGUCAAGGAUGCAACUGCUCCCUCUCAGCCUCUGAGGAUCUGGGCUCAGGACUCUGAGUUCCCGGUCUUCAACUCAGCCAUCACAUAUCGAAUCACCAACUGCUCAGAGUUCCAGAUGAAUGGGGAGUUUGUGCUGACAGCGGUGGCCCUGGAGCAAGAAGGAGUCUUCUAUGCUGAGGUAGAGGCCCAAAACACUGUGACCUCUGGCACAGCGACCACCGUGGCUGAGAUCCGGGUGUCAGAGCUGGACCCCCCCUCUACAGAGCCCCCCAUCUCCCCAGAGACUGGAGGGACAGCUACAUCUUCAAGCAGCACCACCUCCGAUACACCCAGGCCGCCUGGAACCUCUGAAGGACAUUCCACAACCAGCUCUGACCCUCACCCACCCUCAGGCACGACUCUGACGCCACCUGCUUCACCCACAUCUGGGGGGGACCCCACUGUGGGAACUAGCACCUCCCCCCAGCCUGGAGGGGGCUCAACACCGACCCCCAAACCAGGAACCUCUCAGCCUACGACCCCCACUGUGGGAACUAGCACCUCCCCCCAGCCAGCUACUCCUGGAGGGGGCUCAACACUGACCCCCAAACCAGGAACCUCUCAGCCUACGACCCCCACUGUGGGAACUAGCACCUCCCCCCAGCCAGCUAUUCCUGGAGGGGGCUCAACACUGACCCCCAAACCAGCAACCUCUCAGCCUACGACCCCCACUGUGGGAACUAGCACCUCCCCCCAGCCAGCUACUCCUGGAGGGGGCUCAACACAGACACCGAAGCCAGCAAACACCCCUGGGCCCAGCAGGAGCCCUUCACCCUCAGGGAUGCCAGAAGACAGCCCUGGCGUGGAGCCAAGUGGUGGUCAGCACUUCUCCAUCGUGGACAUGGCAGUGCUGGGUGGGGUGCUGGGAGCGCUGCUGCUGCUGACCCUCAUCGCCCUGGCUGUUCUCAUCUACAAGCACUAUGGUCACCGGCUCAAUUGCUGCUCUGGCAAAGCUGGGAAACCCCAGCCCGGCGGCUUUGACAACCAGGCCUUCCUCGCAGACGACGAGGUCAAGUGGAAGCCCACCCCCACGCCCACGCCCAGCCCCAGGCCGGACCCCGCCCCGACGGAGGCGCCGCCCGCGCCCCCCGACCCCGCGCGGCCCGGCCCCGAGCCUCUGCGCCGCGCCUCCGAGGCCCCCGCGGCCGCCCGCGCUGGGGACAGCCCCUCGGCCGUGAGGUCCAUCCUGACCAAGGAGCGGCGGCCCGAGGGCGGCUACAAGGCCGUGUGGUUCGGCGAGGACAUCGGGGCCGAGGCCGACGUGGUGGUCCUCAACACGCCCAACGCGGACGCUGACGGCGCCCGCGACUCGGGCAGCGAGGGCAGCGGCGACGAGGACUCCGGCCAGGCGCGGGGCGGCGAUUCCACCGACAUCUAA
This is a messenger RNA of Castor canadensis (American beaver), 2541 nucleotides long. RefSeq names its product cadherin related family member 5 (gene Cdhr5). Gene Ontology annotation, molecular function: beta-catenin binding; cadherin binding; calcium ion binding. NCBI's taxonomy places the organism in Eukaryota, Metazoa, Chordata, Mammalia, Rodentia, Castoridae. The record is from RefSeq and is a predicted model, not a curated record. Gene Ontology annotation, biological process: cell migration; homophilic cell-cell adhesion; multicellular organism development. Gene Ontology annotation, cellular component: cell-cell junction; plasma membrane; catenin complex.